CGAAUUGGCGUUCUUCCUAGUCUUCUAGAUCGCUGACUUCUGAAUUCUGAUACCUCACCAAACUCGGAUACAAAAGGAAGGCCUGGCCAGUCCGAAUUAAAAUAUAAUUUUGAAAUUAAUUAAAUAAAAAAAGGGGAAAACAAAAAAACGAUCUUUGUAUGUUAAUGGCGUCUCGGGCCAAAAACACGUCUUCCCCUGAUCUCUGUUCGUCAGAGAUACUGCAGUUUUUCCAUUUUUCACCCUUCAGAUAGAAGAGGUUGAGUUGAGUGGGCACAGAUAAAGGAUAGUGGUAUUUAGGUGAUGUCUUUUGACGCUAACGAGAAGCAAUGGAAAUGUGUAAAAGGUGGUACAGUGAAUUUUCAGAGAGUGAGUUCGAUAGUUCGCGAUAUUGGAGAGCCUUGCCUCUAUCAGUCACCUAUAAAGAUAAACAAAAUGCUUAAGCCAGAGAAGUGGCAGGCAACCUUUGACUCUGAAGGAAAGAUUCUUGGUUUUCAGAAAGUACUGAAGUUAAUUAUUCUUGGGGUAGGUGCUUCAGAAGUCUUGUAUGAUAUAAUGAGGUUACUGGCUAUCAUUUCCAAUACUUCCUUUACUCUGCUGUCUUUACAAUAUGAAGGUGUCUUAGCCUUUGGAUUGCUCAUGAUGGCUAAAAGUUUUCAGCUUUAUAAGAUUUCAGAAUGUUAUUAUCCUGGUGAGCUGGUAGAAAAGGCGUUCAUUUUGGUUCCGGCACAGAAUCCUACUGAAACUUAUCUGUCAUCAAUCCUAUCUCCAUAUUUCUGUCUUAAAACAUGUCACUACAAGCUUAGUUUGAGUAGUUUUGGAGAUUUUGCCGGUGGACAGAGGCCGAGGGUUACUCCUUUUGGUGCGUGUGUUUUAAUGCCGGGGGUGGAUCCAUCCAUAAGGCCUGAAGUGUGGGAAUUUCUUUUGGGUUGUUAUUCUUUGAGCAGCACUGCUGAAUACCGGAGGCAGUUAAGAACUGCUAGGAGUUCAAGUGGAACUGUAAACAAUCCCAGUGGAAAUCAUCUUCUUGCGUAUGUCUUUGCUGCCUGGGAGCGUUACAGAGAUCUUGUGAAGCAAUGUCAAAUGAUGCACUCAAGCAUCGGAACUGGUUCUCUGGCCUAUAUUGUAGGGUCAAAAGUCAUGGACAUGAGGAUUAGUUCCAAAGAAGAUAGGGGAAGGGAUACUGAAGUUCAAAGUGCACGAUUUACAGAUGCCACUUCUAACAAUAUAGAAGAUAACUUUGUUAUGAACCGCAAAUCUUCCGAUAAAUCUUACACAUGUGAAAAGGAGGGUUCUGAUGAUUCUGGUGACCUUGUAUGUGUACGAGACAGUGCCAUGGGAGGAGCUUAUGAUUCGACUUGUCGUACACCAUCCCCUGAUCCAUGCAACUAUACUUUCCCAACUGCUCAUGAAACUCAUGAGCCAAAUUAUAUGGCUGAAAAUUAUUUGGAUUUUCCCACUUUACCUUUUAGAGAUUUGUUUGAAGAGAAUAAUGAAGAUACAAAAGUAGAUAGUUUACAUGAGGGCAAAAACUCAUCAAAGCGCAAGUUGAGAUAUGAUGAUGAGCAUAUGCACAGUUUUGAAAUUGACAACAAUGCAGAUCUUGUAGUGGAAUCAGAUAGUCUCCCAUCUAAUAGUGUGUCACUAUAUGAUAACCCCAAAAGUGACAUUAUCAAUUCUGACAUGCGUGAAUCCAUUUCCCGGCCAAGUAACUUGGAAUAUGGGCCAGAAUUGUUCAAUGGGCUUAGAAUAUCGGAUGCACCAGAAUUGCCAGCCCAAUAUGCGACAACAUCCCAAGAAGGAGCAGCCAGUGAAGACAGAGUGUCUGAAUGGCUUUGGACACUGCAUCGUAUAGUCGUUGAUGUGGUCAGAACGGAUAGUCACCUUGAAUUUUAUGAGGACACAAAAAAUUUAGCACGGAUGUCAGAUAUUCUUGCUGUCUAUGCAUGGGUUGAUCCUGCAACAGGAUAUUGCCAAGGCAUGAGCGAUUUAUUGUCCCCCUUUAUAGUGCUUUUUGAAGAUAAUGCUGAUGCUUUUUGGUGCUUUGAGAUGCUUUUAAGGAGAAUGCGAGAAAACUUUAAGAUGGAAGGGCCAACUGGUGUCAUGAAGCAGUUGCAAGCUCUCUGGCAUAUAUUAGAACUUACAGACAGGGAGAUGUUUUCUCACUUGUCCCACAUAGGUGCCCAGAGCCUUCACUUUGCUUUCCGUAUGCUCCUCGUACUCUUCCGACGAGAAUUAUCUUUCAAUGAAGCUCUUUGCAUGUGGGAGAUGAUUUGGGCUGCUGAUUUUAAUGUUACAUUGACUUGUCUUCUGGAUGAAAAUUGCCCGGAAGUAUUGGCUAUACAGUUAUCUAAGGAAGCAGAAACUGAAUCUGGCGAAGAAAGCACUGAUUGUGGCGGUAAUCCUUCAAAACAUGGAACUGUGGAGCGCUCGAUUUCUGACAAUGGAAUUGAAUCACUAGCAGCCAGACCAUUUUGUGGCUUGACAAAAACUUUCUGGUCAAGGAGUGACCAUUUUCAGAUACGUACCCUUGUAUCAUCAACAAAAAAUGGUGACGAUGAAUUGCCUGUUUUCUGUGUAGCAGCUGUUCUCAUUAUAAACCCAAAAGCCUUGCCCUUGCUUUCUCUGCCAUCUCUUUUGCUCGGGCACUCGACAGGGAAUACGGUUUAUGUGGUGAUGGCUUCAGAUUUUCGGCCUUUUCGAUUUUUGGCUGCAGGGCUUUGAAGUGGAAAUAUGUGGUUGAUUGGUCUUGUUCAGAAUGGCCAUGCAGGUCAGGAUAUAUAUUAUAUAGUUUUCAAUGAUAGGUAUUUAUACAUUUAUACACUCGGAAGAGAAUUUUCUGUAUCAUCAGAUUUCAAAACUAUAUUAUAUCAAUCAAUGACGAGGAAGUAUUAUACAAGAUGAUUAACCAAUGGGAAAUGUUUUGUAGUU
Striga asiatica is the source of this 2928-nucleotide messenger RNA. NCBI's taxonomy places the organism in Eukaryota, Viridiplantae, Streptophyta, Magnoliopsida, Lamiales, Orobanchaceae. The record is from the annotation of a GenBank genome assembly.